AUGCCGACGCCUUCAAGCUACGCUCUGGUUUCUUUGCCGCUGAGGGCGUUCGACACCGAUGAUGCCCUGUCUGCGCUGCGCGGAACCAUCACCUCAGACAACGGCUCCGUCCAACCCUUCACAAUACCUGAGUUCAAAAUCGGUACUCUCGAUGCGCUAGUUCAGCAGGCCGAUGACCUCACCAAGCUCGAGGCGGCAUGCCAGGGCGUCGUGUCUCGCGUCGCUGACUCGCUCAAGAACCUCCUCGAUGGAGACGAGGAGAAGGUUGCGCAGCACAAGACUGUCAACGAUAAGCCUACCGACCACUAUAUAACCCAUUUCAGUUGGAACAAGGUUAGGUACCGAGCGGACAGGCCAUUGGGAGAGCUCAUAGACACAAUGCAAAAGGAGCUCGUCAACAUCGACAAUGACGUCAAGGGCAAAUUCACCCAGUACAACUCGACCAAGUCAACCAUGGCGGCUUUGCAACGGAAACAGACAGGCAACCUUGCCACCAAAUCUUUGACCCCUAUUGUCAAACCCUCCCUUUUGGUGCAAGACUCGGAGUACCUAGAAACAAACCUCAUCGCCGUGCCGUCGAUUGCAAAGAAGGACUUCCUCAAGACUUACGAAACACUUGCUCCGAUGGUCGUACCCCGCUCUUCAGUUCAAGUGGCGCAGGAUGACGAGUUUACUCUGUUCGCCGUAACGACUUUCAAGAAGACGGCUGCCGAGUUCCUCCAGAAGUGCCGAGAACAGAAGUGGACACCGCGCCAGUACAAGUACGUCCAGGGCGGACAGGAGGAGGAAAAGCGCGAGCUGGAGCGCAUCGCCAAGGAAGAGCGCAAGGUCUUCCAUGAGGCGCUGCGCCUUGGCAGGACGGGAUGGAGCGAGAGCGUCAUGGUGUGGGCACACGUGAUGGCCCUCCGGGUGUUUGUCGAAACUGUCCUGCGCUAUGGCUUGCCGCUGGAGUUUGUCUCUGCCCUGGUGAAGACAAAUCCCAAGCUGGUGAAGAAGGUCAAGACCUCGUUGGACAAGUCAUUCUCUUAUCUUGGAGGAAACGCUUUUGGGCGGGACAAGCAAGGCAAGAUCAAGCAGGACGAUGCCGCAUUGACGUCUGAGAUUGCCGCUGCGGGAGUUGGUUUUGGGGAGGGCAACGAGUACACACCUUACGUGUACUACGAGUUUGAGCUACCGUAG
This is a messenger RNA of Pyricularia oryzae 70-15, 1179 nucleotides long. RefSeq names its product vacuolar ATP synthase subunit C 1. Gene Ontology annotation, biological process: proton transmembrane transport. Bases 1 to 1179 code for a protein of 392 amino acids. Gene Ontology annotation, cellular component: vacuolar proton-transporting V-type ATPase, V1 domain. Gene Ontology annotation, molecular function: proton-transporting ATPase activity, rotational mechanism. The transcript has 5 exons. The record is from RefSeq and is a predicted model, not a curated record. Lineage: Eukaryota; Fungi; Ascomycota; Sordariomycetes; Magnaporthales; Pyriculariaceae.